This is a messenger RNA of Mangifera indica (mango), 4443 nucleotides long. RefSeq names its product putative phospholipid-transporting ATPase 9. The record is from RefSeq and is a predicted model, not a curated record. The transcript has 11 exons. Gene Ontology annotation, biological process: phospholipid translocation. Gene Ontology annotation, molecular function: ATPase-coupled intramembrane lipid carrier activity; ATP hydrolysis activity; magnesium ion binding. The coding region runs from base 605 to 4231 and encodes 1208 amino acids. Lineage: Eukaryota; Viridiplantae; Streptophyta; Magnoliopsida; Sapindales; Anacardiaceae. Gene Ontology annotation, cellular component: plasma membrane.
AAGACUCCAAUGCGCGUCAUCUUUCAAAGUCAAAACGUCGAGAACCAAUCCGAUUCAUCGAUCGAGCCUUGAAGGUUUUUGGGAGAAAACAAUCAAACCGGGGCAUAUUCGCCUUCUCGUGUUUAAUUUUAUGGGAAUACAUCAACGGCUCAGACAAGCCCAGUUCUUGUUCAUCUUCAAACACUUUUUAAGUUACAGACUUGUUUGAGUAUAUGGGUAUAUUUGCUCUAGUGUCACAAAUCACAAGUUGUUAAAGGUCUGAAUUGCGUUACCAGCUGUCUGUUUCUCUUCUCUGAAUCAUAUUCAGUUCUCUUUAUGUUUCAAAGCCUUUGCUUUUUGUUUCCUAUGUUGUAGCUGAGACUUUAUGGUAGCUUAACCUUUUCAUCCUCUUAGGUGUGUUAAAUAUUUAAACUUGGGAAACUUAUCAUAAAAAUUUAAACUAGGGAAGGUUUUGGUUUCUCGGUAUUGUCCCUGAAUAAUUUUCUUCAAGAGGACUGCGUUCAUUCGUCAGAUUUUCUCUUGAAGAUAGUAAAUUGUGUAGUUUUUGUUUUUGUUUUGUGUUUAUUUAUUUAUUUGUUUAUUUUUUUUGCACUAGCAUCGACUAAUGGCCGGUGGUGCAAGGAAAAAGUUGCGUUUGAGUAAAAUCUAUGCAUAUGCAUGUGGGAAGGCAUCUUUGCAAGAAGAUCUUUCUCAGAUAGGGGGACCAGGAUUCUCAAGAGUAGUGGACUGUAAUAAGCCUGAUUGUCUUGAGGCUGAAGAGAGAAAAUACUGCAGUAAUUAUGUUAGGACUACUAAGUAUACAAUUGCCACAUUCUUGCCUAAAUCAUUGUUUGAGCAGUUCAGGAGAGUUGCCAAUUUUUACUUCUUGGUUGCUGGUAUAUUGGCUUUCACUCCACUUGCUCCUUACGCGGCUGUAAGUGCUGUUAUUCCCCUAACUAUUGUGAUUGGAGCAACAAUGGUGAAAGAGGGUAUUGAAGAUUGGCAGCGAACCAAACAGGACAUUGAAGUAAAUAAUAGAAAGGUUAAAGUUCAUCAAAGUGAUGGAACUUUUGCUUAUACUAAAUGGAGUACAUUGAGAGUGGGAGAUAUAGUGAAGGUAGAGAAGGAUGAAUUCUUUCCAGCAGACCUCGUGUUGCUUUCAUCUAGUUAUGAAGAUGCAGUCUGCUAUGUUGGGACCAUGAAUCUUGAUGGAGAGACGAAUUUGAAACUAAAACAAGCAUUGGAGGUAACUUCAUUCUUACAAGAGGACUCUGACUUCCGGGAUUUCAAGGCCAUCAUUAAAUGUGAAGACCCAAAUGCAAACUUGUACUCCUUUGUUGGGACGAUGGAAUUUGAAGAGCAGCAACAUCCCCUUUCUCCUCAACAGUUCCUCCUUAGAGACUCAAAACUCAGGAAUACAGACUACAUAUAUGGUGUUGUUAUCUUCACUGGUCAUGAUACAAAGGUUAUGCAAAAUGCUACCGAUCCCCCUUCAAAGCGAAGCAAAAUUGAGAAGAAGAUGGAUCGAGUCAUCUACUUCAUGUUUUGUGUUGUGUUUUUGGUGGCUUUACUUGGUUCUGUUUUCUUUGGCAUUGCAACUGAUGAAGACCUGGAAGGACAGCAGAUGAAAAGGUGGUAUCUUAGGCCUGAUCGUUCUACUAUUUUCUUCGACCCUAAAAGAGUAACAUAUGCAUCUAUUUAUCACUUUUUGACAGUCCUAAUGUUGUAUAGUUAUUUCAUUCCAAUCUCCUUGUAUGUGUCCAUAGAAGUUGUCAAAGUUCUUCAGUGCAUCUUUAUAAAUCAAGACAUUCAAAUGUACCAUGAGGAGUCGGACAAACCAGCACAUGCACGUACCUCAAAUUUGAAUGAGGAGCUUGGCCAAGUUGAUACUAUACUUUCUGAUAAGACUGGAACGUUGACCUGCAAUUCAAUGGAGUUCAUCAAGUGUUCUGUAGCUGGAACAGCUUAUGGCCAUGGUGUUACAGAGGUUGAGAAAGCUAUGGAUAGAAAAGAAGGUUCACGAUUCUUUAGUGGAAAGUUAAAUGGUGUGAACUACUUGGAGGAUUCUACUGGGUCGAAAUCGUCCAUUAAAGGCUUCAAUUUCAAAGAUGAAAGGAUAAUGAAUGGGAACUGGGUUAGUCAGCCUCAUUCAGAUGUUAUCCAGAAGUUUUUUCUUUUAUUGGCAGUUUGCCAUACUGCCAUACCUGAAGUGAAUGAAAGCACUGGUAAGGUUUCAUACGAAGCUGAAUCACCAGAUGAAGCAGCAUUUGUGGUUGCAGCAAGAGAAUUUGGAUUUGAAUUUUACAAAAGGACGCAGACAAGUGUCUCAGUGCGUGAGUUGGAUCCAGUUUCUGGCAAGAAAGUUGACAGGUUGUAUAAGCUGUUGAAUGUUUUAGAAUUUAACAGCACAAGAAAGCGGAUGUCUGUGAUAGUAAGGGAUGAGGAGGGAAAGCUACUAUUACUUUCUAAAGGUGCUGACAGUGUCAUGUUUGAGAGGCUUGCCAAAAAUGGUAGCAGUUUUGAGGAUGAGACUAGGGACCAUGUGAAUGAAUAUGCUGAUGCAGGACUAAGAACACUGAUUCUUGCAUAUCGUGAACUUGAUGAUGAAGAAUACAAAACGUUCGAUCAGAAGUUCAGGGAGGCCAAGAAUUCAGUUAGUGCAAAUCGUGAAACAUUGCUUGAUGAAGUAACAGAGAAGGUUGAGAAGGAUCUAGUUCUUCUUGGUGCAACAGCGGUAGAGGACAAACUCCAAAAUGGGGUCCCAGACUGCAUUGACAAGCUUGCUCAAGCUGGAAUCAAGCUCUGGGUUUUGACUGGAGACAAGAUGGAGACUGCUAUCAAUAUUGGCUAUGCUUGUAGUUUGCUUAGACAAGGAAUGAAGCAGAUCAUAAUUAAUUUGGAAAUUCCAGAAAUCAAAGCUUUGGAAAAAGCAGGAGAAAAAUCUGUACUCACCAAGGCAUCAAAGCAAAGUGUUCUCCAUCAGAUAACUGAAGGGAUGGGUCAGUUCACUGCCUCAGGUGGCAGCUCUCAUGCAUUUGCAUUGAUCAUUGAUGGGAAAUCUCUGACUUAUGCCCUUGAGGAUGAUGUGAAAAAUAUGUUCUUGGAACUUGCAAUUGGUUGUGCAUCCGUUAUUUGCUGUCGUUCAUCACCAAGACAGAAGGCACUGGUUACAAGAUUAGUUAAAACUGGUACUGGAAAAGUUACUUUAGCUAUUGGCGAUGGUGCUAAUGAUGUGGGAAUGCUUCAAGAAGCAGAUGUUGGAGUUGGAAUCAGUGGUGUUGAAGGAAUGCAGGCUGUCAUGUCAAGCGAUGUUGCCAUAGCUCAGUUCCGAUAUCUGGAGCGCUUGCUACUUAUACAUGGACAUUGGUGUUAUAGAAGGCUCUCAACAAUGAUUUGCUAUUUCUUCUACAAGAACAUCGUAUUUGGUUUCUCUCUGUUCUUAUAUGAGGCACACACAUCAUUCUCAGGGCAACCUGCGUACAAUGAUUGGUUUUUGUCACUUUAUAAUGUGCUGUUCUCUUCAUGUCCGGUGACUAUUAUGGGUAUUUUUGAGCAAGAUGUAUCGGCAGCAUCUUGUGUUAAGUUCCCUGUAUUAUACCAAGAAGGGGUGCAAAAUGUGCUCUUUAGCUGGAGGAGGAUAAUUGGCUGGAUGUUAAAUGGGGUUCUCAGUGGCACAAUGAUUUUCUUCUUCUGCGCAAAAGCACUACAGCGUCAGGCCUUUAAUAGUGAUGGAAACACAGCUGGAAGAGAUAUUUUUGGUAUUACUAUGUAUACAUGCAUCGUAUGGGCUGUGAACCUGCAGUGGGCUAUGGCGAUGAAAUACUUCACCAUUUUCCAUCAUCUUGCCAUGUGGGCUUCUAUUGUUCUCUGGUACUUUUUCAUGUUUGUGUAUGGGAACUUAUCUCCAAUUCGAUCUACCAAUGCCUACAAAGUCUUCGUUGAAGCGCUUGCACCUACUCCUUCUUACUGGCUUGUCACACUUUUUGUGGUGACAGUGUCCUUAAUCCCUUACUUCAUUUAUGUAGCUGUUCAGACAAGGUUCUUUCCCAUGUAUCAUGAAAUGAUAGAGUGGAUAAGGAAUGAUGGAAAGACAAAUGACCCUCAGUACUGUGAGAUGGUGAGGCAGAGAUCACUGCGGCCAACAACUGUAGGUUUUACAGCACGUAUAGCAGAAAGAACUAGUCACACUAGGGAUGGAAAUAAAAAAGAAACAAGUCAUGAAAGCAGCACACAAACCAGGCAUCAAGUAUGAUACUUUUUGAAUGCGGCAGAACCUGUCAACGAAAUAGAGUUGUAUAGAUCUGCCCAAAAUGUUUAUACUGUAAAAUAGGGGACGGGAUUCUUGCUACUAGAAAGUAUUCCCUGUCAGAACGCAAUACAGCUAUUCAGAGGCUGUAUGUAGCUGUAGCAUAUCUUGAACAGGUAGAUUAAUUCCUUACAUAUCUACAAAUUUGGUUUAACUUA